Aquila chrysaetos chrysaetos is the source of this 1249-nucleotide messenger RNA. It is a transcript of the gene ACTRT3, whose product is annotated as actin related protein T3. The record is from RefSeq and is a predicted model, not a curated record. Lineage: Eukaryota; Metazoa; Chordata; Aves; Accipitriformes; Accipitridae.
CUCUCACAGCUGCUGAAUUUAUUUGCCUGGCCCGUGAAAGGGCCAAGUAUCUUUCCAGUAUUUUUUCAAAACAACACACAUAACUUAAAAGUAUAUGAAGUGCUUUUUCCUAAUGUCCUUUACCUGGGACAUCCCCAAACAGACUACCUUCACCAAGGGGAGAUGCUGGUGUUGCCAUGGUGACCGGGGUGGAAAAGUACUCAUCCAGUGCCACUGUAUUUUGUCUGACUCCUGUAGGUACCCAAAAGAGCACGGGAUUGUCACAUCCUGGGGAGAUAGGGAGGCUGUGGGGAAGAAUGUCUAUGACAAUGACCUGAAGAUGAAAAGUAGUGAGCAGACAGUGAUUCUGACUGAGGCACUGCUGAACCCACUGGUUAACAGAGAAAAAACGGCAGAGCUCUUCCCUGAGCAUGCUGAGGUACUAGCUCUCGUGUCUGUCCAGGCUGUGCUCACACUCUGUGUUUCAGGUCUCAGCACAGGCUGUGUGAUGGACUCUGGUUACGGUGUCACCCACAGUGUUCCAAUCUUUGAAGGCUACUGCUUGCCCCAUGGUAUUCUCCAGCUUGACCUGAACAGCUGUGAUCUUACAGGGCACCUAACAUGGAUUCUGAAAGAAAGCAGCACUUCACAAGUCACCACAGCUGAGGAGCUGCUGUACAUGUGCCUAAGCCUCGAGGAAGAGAUGACUAAGAAUCCUAGUGAGGUGGAAAAAAAUUACCACCUUCCUGGUGGCCAUGAAAUUAUGGUUCAGAAUCAAAGGUUUUGUCGUCCUGAAACCCUCUUUCAUCUUCCUAAUGUUGGCAUAGAGUCACCAGGGAUUGACAAGCUGUGCUCCAAUUCUAUCAUGAAUGACUCAUCAUCAGGAUGUUGGCAUAAGGACUCUUCCGCUCCAGUCCUUUCUGGUGGUUUCAGCCUCUUCGCUGGAAUUGCUGAAUGCUUAAACAAGGAGAUCAUCUGCAUGGUCCCAGGUCGUGUUAAGGUGAAAGUCAGUCCUCCUCCUAAUAGGAAGUUUUCAGUUUGGAGAGAAGUCCUCGCUUCCCUGAGCGCCUUCCAGCCGAUGCAGAUUACCGUGACAGAGUACAGGGGGGCUGAGCCUAACAUGGUGCACAGAAAAUGUUUCUAAAAUACACGUGAUUUUAUAACAGAUUUUACUUGACACUUCAUGGAAAAGAACCUGAGAUUCCCGCGGCUUGGAAGCUAGCGUCUAGGAGGAAGUCUGUGUCUGUAGCUUGCCUUUUGAAAGUCCAAU